This is a messenger RNA of Phyllostomus hastatus (greater spear-nosed bat), 4578 nucleotides long. It is a transcript of the gene TECPR2, whose product is annotated as tectonin beta-propeller repeat containing 2. NCBI's taxonomy places the organism in Eukaryota, Metazoa, Chordata, Mammalia, Chiroptera, Phyllostomidae. Bases 204 to 4430 code for a protein of 1408 amino acids. Gene Ontology annotation, molecular function: protein binding. The transcript has 20 exons. The record is from RefSeq and is a predicted model, not a curated record.
GGAGGAGCCGGCUGUCGCUCGGCGGGGCGGGCCCGGUGGCCCAGGGAACGAGCUUCCGGCAGCUCCCGCGGCCCGGAGUCCGUCCCUCCUCCUCCGGCCCGGCGGGCCCGACGAGUCCCUGAGGGGCUGUGGCGGGAGGUUUCCCCAGAUGCCAAGGCGGCCCCCCACGGCCCCCCGGAAGACCGCCACCGUGCACCCCGGCCAUGGCGUCUGCGGCGGCGCCCGUCACGUUCAGGGAGUUCUGCCCCUUGCACUACCUCCUCAGCGCCAUCCCCGCGAAGGUGCAGAAGGGCUUCCGCUCCGUGGCGGUGCGCCUGACGGCCCUGGACGCCAGCCGGGACUACAUCGCCGUGGGCAGCAGCACCGGCAUGCUCUACCUGUACUGCCGGCGCCUGGGCCGCAUGAGGAGGCACAGCUUCGAGGGAAAGAUGGAGUCCAUCACCGUGGUGAAGCUGCUGAGCUGCUUCGAUGACCUGGUGGCCGCGGGCACCACCUCCGGGAGGGUGGCCAUCUUCCAACUGGUGUCCGCACUGCCCGGGAGGAACAAGCAGCUGCGCAGGUUCGACGUCGCCGGCAUCCACCGAAGCAGCAUCACGGCUCUGGCCUGGAGCCCCAACGGCAUGAAGCUGUUCUCCGGAGACGGCAGGGGGAAGGUCGUCUACUCUUCCCUGGACCUGGACCAGGGCGCCUGCAGCUCCCACCUGGUGCUGGAAGAGCCGUCCUCGAUCGUGCAGCUGGACUACAGCCAGAAAGUGCUGCUGGUGUCCACCCUGCAGCGCAGCCUGCUGUUUUACACCGAAGAGCAGUCCGUGCGGCAGGUCGGAGCCCAGCCAAGGAAAAGCGCUGGGAGGUUCGGCGCCUGCUUCAUACCGGGGCUCUGUAAGCAGAGCGACCUCACCCUGUAUGCGUCACGGCCGGGGCUCCGGCUGUGGAAGGCCGACGUCCACGGGACCGUGCAAGCCACGUUCAUCCUGAAGGACGCCUUCGCCGCGGGAGCCACGCCCUUCGAGCUGUACCCGCGACUGGAGCCCUUCGACGGCGGCGGUGGCUGCACCCCCGAGAAACGCCUGGGGCUCGUGUCGUGUUUCUUCCAAGAAGGCUGGGUGCUGAGCUGGAAUGAAUACAGUGUUUACCUUCUAGACACCGUCAACCAGGCCACAAUCGCCGGCUUGGAAGGAUCAGGUGAUAUCGUGUCUGUCUCCUGCACAGAAGACGAAAUAUUCCUCCUGAAGGGAGACAGGAACAUCAUAAGGAUCUCGAGCAGGCCGGAAGGACUGGCGUCAGUAGCGCGAGACGGUCCGGAGACACCAGGAUGCGCGGAGCAAGUCCCCGCACAGCGUGCAGAGAGGCCGCCGCCGGGGGCCGCGGCCGGCGAGGCGAGGCUCAGAGGCGCCUCCGUGGCCAGCUCCGCGGCCAGCGAGCCCAGGAGCAGGAGCAGCUCGCUCAAUUCCACGGACAGCGGCUCUGGGCCCCAGGCGGCCGCGGAGCUCGGCGGGGGCAGCCCGCCCACCUCCCAGAGGUUCAGUGUCAUCAGCUCGGAGGACUUUGACCAGGAGCUCGUGGUGAAGCCUCUCAAAGUGAGGAAGAAGAAGAGGAAGAAGAGGGCAGAAGGCGGGGGCAGUGACACCUGGCCCAGCUCCCUGGAGUCGACUCCCUGCGGCGAGUGUCCCGGCGACAGCCCCCAGGCCUUGAGCGCAGACCUGCCGUCUGCGACCUCGAGUCUGGGCCAGCUGAGCACCGAGUCCCCCGACCUGGAGAGCAACCUCAGCGCGGACGUGAACGGUGUCCUGCAGGACAGUAGUGACCCGGAAGCGUUUAGUGUCCUGGAGUUGCCUGAGCCCGGCCCUGACGUGCUCAGUAAAGACGACACCAGACUGGAAACCCCGCGGUGGGACCAGGCAGGCGAGAUGGAGCCCCACGGUGAGGUGCUGAGUUUGCCGCUGCGGCCGAGGGAAGACGCGGAGGGUGGUGGCGUCGCAGCACCCAAGGAGGAGCCUUGUCCUGCGGACGACGGACCCAGUAGCAGGCGGUCGCCUGGCCCAGAACAGGAUAGCUCUGCUGAGGCCCCGGAGGAGGGGGGCCUGGAGCCUGAGCCCCCCCGAAGCACGCUGUGUGAGGCCCCCCCCCUGGACUUGCCCCCAGCGCCCUCCAGCCUCAGCUGGGCUCCCGGCGCCGAGGGGUGGCCGCUGGAGCCCGGGGCCGCCCGGGGCCGCGCCGAGGAGACCGGCCGAGAGCAGGGCCUCCUGCUGCACGCGGAGGCUGCUGGCCGCCUGGGCUCCGGGCCCUGGCGCGAGGCUGUUGGCAGUGACACGGGCCAGAGCGCGGGGGCUGCGUCCGAGUGUGACUUGGGGAGCGGGGGCGGGCGAGGAACGGCCCCAGCCUCUGCCUUGGCGGCCAGCACCCGUGAGCCUCGCCCCGAGCACCCUUGGCGAGACCAGGCGCUGACGUCCAGCGACGAGGAGGACAUCUACGGCCGUGGGCUGCCCUCCUCGUCCUCGGAGACCAGCGUGGCGGAGCUCGGGGGCAGCCGCUCCCUGCAGGACCCGGGCCAGCCGGCCCCGGAGGACGCCGGGCUGCUGAAGGCCGACCAGUUUGCAGAGAGCUGGAUGGGCUACUCUGGCCCCGGCCACGGCAUCCUCAGCCUGGUGGUCUCCGAGAAGUACAUCUGGUGCCUGGACUACAAGGGCGGCCUCUUCUGCAGCGCCUUGCCGGGCGCCGGGCUGCGCUGGCAGAAGUUUGAAGAUGCCGUCCAGCAGGUGGCGGUCUCGCCCUCAGGGGCCCUCCUCUGGAAGAUCGAGCAGAAGUCGAACCGAGCCUUCGCGUGUGGCAAAGUGACCAUCAAGGGCAAGCGGCACUGGUACGAGGCGCUGCCCCAGGCCGUGUUCGUGGCGCUGAGUGACGACACCGCCUGGGUCAUCAGGACCAACGGAGACCUGUACCUGCAGACAGGUCUCAGCGUGGACCGCCCCUGCGCCAGGGCCGUGAGGGUCGACUGCCCGUGCCCGCUGUCCCAGGUGGUGGCCCGCGACGGCGUGGUGUGGGCGCUGACCGAGCAGAGGGCCCUGCUGUACCGCGAGGGCGUGAGCAGCUUCUGCCCCGAAGGGGAGCAGUGGAAGUGCGACAUCGUCAGUGAACGGCAGGCUCUGGAGCCCGUCUGCAUAGCCCUCGGGGACCAGCAGACUCUGUGGGCGCUGGACAUCCACGGGAGCCUGUGGUUCCGGACCGGCAUCGUGCCCAAGAGGCCCCAGGGGGACGACGAGCACUGGUGGCAGGUGAGCAUCACCGACUACGUGGUGUUCGACCAGUGCAGCCUGUUCCAGACCAUAAUGCACGCCACCCACUCCGUGGCCACGGCGGCCCAGGCGCCCGUGGAAAAGGUGGCAGACAGAUUGCGCACGGCGUUCUGGUCGCAGCAGCUGCAGUGCCAGCCCAGCCUGCUGGGGGUCAACAACAGCGGCGUCUGGAUCUCCUCAGGCAAGAACGAGCUGCACGUCGCCAAAGGAAGUCUCGUCGGCACCUACUGGAACAGCGUGGUUCCCCGCGGCACAGCCUCUGCGACGAGAUGGGCCUUCGUGCUGGCCUCUGCUUCGCCCACCAAGGAAGGCAGCGCCCUGUGGCUGUGCCAGGGCAGCAAGGACCUGUGCAGCGUCAGCGCCCAGCACCCCGAGUCCCGCCCGUCCACGCUGCAGCUGCCGCCCGACGCCGAGAUGAGGGCCUACGCCGCCUGCCAGGACGCUCUGUGGGCGCUGGACAGCCUGGGCCAGGUGUUCAUCAGGACGCUGUCCAGGAGCUGCCCCACCGGCAUGCACUGGACGCGGCUGGACCUGUCCCAGCUAGGAGCCGUGAGGCUGACAGGCCUGGCGUGUGGGAGCCAACACGUGUGGGCCUGCGACUCCAGGGGAGGCGUGUACUUCCGCGUGGGGACCCAGCCUCUGAACCCCAACCUCAUGCUCCCGGCCUGGAUAACGAUCGAGCCGCCCAUCCAGCCUGCAGGGCUCACCUUGGUCAGCGUCCACUGCAGCCCCAACGACCAGAUGCUGUGGGCGCUGGACAGCAGGUGCAACGUGCACGUCCGCGUGGGCAUCACCGAGGAGAUGCCGGUGGGCACCGACUGGGAGCACGUGCCAGGGCUGCAGGCCUGCCAGCUGGCGCUCAGCGGCCGGACCGUGUGGGCCCGCUGCCCCAACGGCGACCUCGCCCGGCGCUACGGCGUCACCGACAAAAACCCCGCCGGAGACUACUGGAAGAAGGUCCCCGGGAGUGCGACGUGUCUCACAGUGACCUCAUCAGACGAGCUGUGGGCAGUCGGCCCCCCCGGCUACCUCCUCCAGCGGCUGACGAGGACGUUCAGCCACUCGCACGGCGCCCAGCGCGGCCCGGCCGCCGCCGCACACCCCGAGGACCUGGAGGACGAGUGGGAGGUCAUCUGAAGGCGCGGCGGCGGCGGGGCCGCCCGGGGCGGAGGCGGCGGGACGGGCACAGCUCCCUCUCAGACAUGCCCCGUCGGCUCGGGCCCAGACACGUCCGGCCUCGGGGGACGCCCACACUCACUUUCAUCCGUGUUCGCGUCCGGCUCGU